Otolemur garnettii (small-eared galago) is the source of this 647-nucleotide messenger RNA. RefSeq names its product dysbindin domain containing 1 (gene DBNDD1). Gene Ontology annotation, cellular component: cytoplasm. The transcript has 5 exons. NCBI's taxonomy places the organism in Eukaryota, Metazoa, Chordata, Mammalia, Primates, Galagidae. Gene Ontology annotation, biological process: negative regulation of protein kinase activity. Bases 1 to 540 code for a protein of 179 amino acids. The record is from RefSeq and is a predicted model, not a curated record.
AUGGAUCCCCCUGAGGGUGCUUGCCCGGGAGGCCCUCCCAUCAGCCGCACCCGGGGGCGCAGAAGAUCCGCCGGCAGCUCCGAGAGCCGGGAAGAGAUCGUUAAGGAGGUUGAGGUCCCACAGGCUACCCUGGGUGUCCCAGCCCAUGGGACGGCGGACAGCUGCCACUCGCCUGUGCUGGAAGAGGAGGUGGGCAUCCCUAUCCCCGCACCAGGGCUCCUGCAGGUCACGGAGAGGAGGCAGCCCCUGAGCAGCGUCUCCUCUCUGGAGGUCCACUUUGACCUCCUGGACCUCACUGAGCUGACCGACAUGUCCGAUCAGGAGCUGGCUGAGGUCUUUGCUGACUCAGAUGAUGAGAAUCUUACCAGUGAGUCCCCUGCAGGUCUACACCCACUACCGCGGGCCGGCUGCCUACGCUCCCCCUCCUGGACAAGGAUGAGGGCCGAGCAGAACCGUGAGAAGCAGUCCCUGGGUGACCCUGAGCGGCAGGCUGCAAUCCUGGACACAUUUCUCACAGUGGAGGGGCCUCAGGAGGACUAGGCCAUCUCCACCCAUCUGGGGGUGCUGCAGGCCCCAGCACAAUGGUAAAUCAGGGCAGUUCUGGCCCCACAGACAGACGUGGCCCUCUCCAAGAGGCUCUAGCCAUC